Messenger RNA from Fusarium poae, 594 nucleotides. RefSeq lists its product as uncharacterized. Bases 1 to 594 code for a protein of 197 amino acids. The transcript has a single exon. The record is from RefSeq and is a predicted model, not a curated record. NCBI's taxonomy places the organism in Eukaryota, Fungi, Ascomycota, Sordariomycetes, Hypocreales, Nectriaceae.
AUGUUUAAGCAACGAUCCCACGAUACUCAUCACGGCACGCAUCGCCCACAAAUCACGUCCAAUCCGAACCAGUAUACGAUCGCUCUUUUUGGCGACAGCCUCUUUGAGCGUUUCAAAACUACCGGUAGUAACUUUACUAUCAACAACAAUCCAUCGAUUCUGAAUCUAGGCGUUGGUGGCGACAAGGUCCUCAAUGUGCAGUACCGAAUCGAACAAGGCCUUUUGAGCGACUUGCAAACCAACCAGCCCGGUCUGAAACUCAUGUACAUUCACAUGGGGAGCAACAAUCUCAAGAAACAUGGCCUUCAAAAGAUUGAUGCGGAUGCGUACGCGACUGUGGUCAAGAACAUUCGAGAUGCGCUCCCGAACACCAAGAUUGUCAUGACUGCACUGUUCAAGCAACGUGGUCUAGCGGACGAAAUUAUCGACGAGGCAAACCAGAUGCUUCGACACAUAGCAUUGGAGAACAAUGCUGAUUUCUUACCUUUUGGAGACGACCAGAAGGGUAUAAUGAGCGAGGACAACGUCCAUUUGAAUGAGUUUGGGUAUUGCAAGUGGAACGCGAUCUUGGAGACGGACAUGGCAAAUAGAUGA